AGAUCCGCGGAAGAAAAUUUCGUCUGUGCCCAUUUAACUUUUUUUGAAACAAGUGGAACAUGGCUGGACAAGAAGGUAAAAUUACUUAUGUGAAUAACGAUGAUACUGAUUGUAUUAAGAAAAUCAAAGAAAAGACUGGCAUUACGGCGGGACCAGACGCUAAAGUCAAGGGUGACAGGAAAGAAGACUCUGGUGACAAGGAAGUGAAAACAGAUGACCAGUCGAAAAAAGAUGAAGCUAACAAAACAAAAGACAAAAAUGAUGAUUUGGUUGGAGAGGACAAAAUGUUUAAGAAACCAACUAAGCGUCUUGGAGACACUCCACUUGACUUGACCGUGUCCACGUCGAAAAAGAAGAAAGACGAUGGCUUGCAGAACAGCACGGACAUGCAGAAUUCCAAUCUAAUGUACAAUGAAGAGGAUGACGAUGAAGACGAAGAGGAAGACGAAGAUGAAGAUGAGGAUGAAGAAGACGAAGAAGAUGAAGAGGAUGAUGAGGAAGAAGACGAGGAGGAUGAAGAGGAGGAGGCAGAGGAAGAGACUUAAAAAUCCUUCUGGUUGCUUAUUUUAGUUGAACUGUCCCAGUUGUGCCUAUAAUAAUAACGAUAAUAAUAAUAAUAAUUUUAAUUGAUAAUUAUAAUGAUAACAGUAAUAAUAAUUAUAAUAAUAAUAACGAUAACAGUAAUGAUAAUAAUAAUACUAGUUAUAAUGAUAAGUUCUAAAGUGGUCAGUGGUAUUGCUGCAAGCUGCUGACUGGAGAAGCAGGACUUCUAUGCUGGAGCUAACUGGUAGCAGCAGAUCUAAAAAAAAAAAGGAAUUGGUGACACCACAUCUCUUUUUGCCUCCUACUUUCUUUCCUUCUCUUCAUCUUCUCAUGUUUCCUCUUCCUCCUCCCGUGAUCUAAUCUCUUACUGACACCACCACCACCACUACUCAUCGUCGCCAGCCAGCCGUCUAUUUUAGAGGCCAGCUAAAUCAUCAGCCAACGAACUUCACCCCAAUUUUAUUUUUUUAUUUUUUUUCACGUUUCUUUUUGAGUUUUUAAAAAAUUUUUUUUUUUGCAAAUUUUCUUGAAACUUUGUAUUCGGUGCAUGUGAAUGAACAGUGUCUCCAUAGAUAUACACGCAUUUGUGUGUUUACAUAUCUACACAUGUAGAUACACACAUGUUUAUAUAUGUAUAUCUAUAUAUGUGUAUAUAUAUAUAUAUAUAUAUAUAUAUAUAUAUAUAUAUAUAUAUAUAUAUAUAUAUACACAUAUAUAUAAAAAUGUCUGACUCAGUGUUGUUAUCUUAUGUACCACAGUCUAAAAAAAGAAAAUUUUAAUCUUUUUUUUGUUUCCCCUUCUUUUGGUGAAGAUGCUUUUGUAAUAGAUGAUCCCCUGUAUAUUUACUUACUAGAAAUAAUAACCCUUUACUUCUAUCUAACCAGCUACACACCCCUCCCCAAUACUCCCUUUUUGGUUUCAGGCCCCUACGACUUUUAGAGAUUGCUUCAAUUCAACAACAACAACAAUAAUGAUUUCAAUAAUAAUAAUAAAACUGCCAUUUUUCUCUCAUUUUAAACAAUCACCACCACAUCACACCCACUACUACUACUACUACAACAUUGUCCACCACCACCACCACCACAUCACAUGCCGCCACCAUCACAACCACAAUAUAUUUUAAAUCCACAUUAUCAAUUCAUUCUUUUAGUCGUCUAUUUUCCAUUGGUUUUUGACUUCUACAAAACCUCGUUUAUUUCCCUGCUCUUUUCUUUUUCUUUGCAGUAUUUUAUACACACACACACUCACACACUCACACACACACACACUCUCACACACACUCACUCUUCAGUGUCGUUAUUCUAUUGUAAACAUGAAGAGAUAUAUCUACUUAUUUUAUGAUUAUCACUUACACAUACUGAUACUAAUAACCAGUUGUUAGAAUUCAAUACAUUUUAUGCUUUAGAGCAGGGGUUCUCAACUGGGGUCCAUAUGACCCUGGGAUGGGGGGCUCGUGCAAGCAAAAUUGGGAAUCCUCGGUAGUAUUUGAAGGGUCCAUGAAAAAACAUUUUUGAUUUUGAUGUAUUUAUUGCAAAAGACAGCUUGGUUUCUUUCUCUGAUGUUUUACAGAAUUUCCGGCCACUGGAACUUGUUCUCUCAGAGAGUGUUAUUAUUGCAAAGCCAUACAAGUGAACAUAGGGGGGCCAAAAACGAAAUAGGAAUUUUGAAAGUAUCUAUAAAGCUAGUUUUUAAACGUGGAAUGGCUAUGAGGGUCCACAAGGAUAAAAUAGUACCCAAAGAAGUCCAUAGGUAAAACAAUUGGUUGAGAACCACUGCUUUCAAGUUCAGUGUUAGGUGAGUUAUUAACGAAUGACAAAAGAACAGGAGUCUCAUAAUUCUGUUAUAAGAAGCUCUGCAUUCAGAGCUGAGUGCUUAUGUAACAUCCUAUAGCUUAUGGCAGAAACUGCUGUAAGCUAAUGAAUGUGAUUACAUGACUCCUUUUCUUUUGUCAUUCAUUAAGAUAUAUUUAUUACUGAUAUAAGAUUAACUUAUUCUAAUUAAGGAUAAUAAAUAAUCCUAAAGAAACAAUAAACUUAAAGAACAAAUUAAAAUAUUUUACUGCUGUUAAUCCAGUAAUUAAAUACUUGGGUGUGUUGACAAGAUGGCUUGGUUAGGCUUAUGAAAAUGUUUGUCAUGAAUAGGGGAAAGGGGGGGUCAAUAAAAUGUAAGUACCAGUCAAAUCCUGGGGUUGAUGUAAUCAACUGGCCUGUCCCCUUCUCCCCUCAAAACCACCUUUGCUGCCAGAACCAUUAGCUCUCCCAGCCAAGGGUACCAGUUGAGCGCUGGGGGUCAAUAGGAUUGACUUACCCUUUCCCCAAAUUUGAUGGCCUUGGGCCAAAAUUUGAAAAACCAUUAUUAUUAUUGUUGUUACUAUUAGUUAAUGCUAGUUUCUAAUGUAAUAUUUAUUGGAAUUUUUAGCUAAGUCAGUUUUAGUUAACUCUCCAUGUCAUUUUACUACAAAAUAAAUAUUUCUGUCUGUAAACGUUUACUUAAAGUUAGUGCUGUAUAUUGUGAGUGCAUCAUUUGCAAAUAACACUUUGGAAGAAAUGAUUUUUUUUUUCACUAUCCACAUUAUAGGGGGUGUGCAUGUGUGUGUGUGGGUGUGUAUAUAUAAACUAGUUUAUUCGUUACU
Molecule: messenger RNA, 3175 nt
Organism: Octopus bimaculoides (California two-spot octopus)
Lineage: Eukaryota; Metazoa; Mollusca; Cephalopoda; Octopoda; Octopodidae
Source: RefSeq, a predicted model, not a curated record